AUGGCACCAACUGUACCUAUAGAGUUUGCUGGACAAAAGGAAUCCCGAAAGUACUCUCAUUCACAGAAUAUGGGGAAGUCUAGGAAAUACUCCAAAGCCUAUGCUACUGGUUUUGUGCCUGAUUUUCGGCAUGCUGUUGAGACUAUGGGUGAAUCGGAAGGGUUGGGUAGUUUGGGAAGGGUUGAUACGGAGCUGACGGCAUCAGCAGAUUCUUGUGCACCUAAGAGGAAAUGUCCUGGUUUGAACAGCGGUGGUUAUGGUAGUUUUGAUGUACCUUUUCAACUUUUCUCUCUGUCAAGGAUGUCGAGUUUUGAGAGAAAGGAUUUGAAAACUAGGUUGACAUGGGAACUUGAACAGGUAAAGGAAUUUCAGAAGAAAGUUGAUAGUAUGAACUCAAAUGUUGUUGGAUUAUCACCCUCCAGUGACAUUAGGAGCUGCAGUGCAGGGCAAAAGAGGCCUAAGCUGGAUAGCCAGCAUAUGACUAUGGAUGUAUCGGUGCCACAUGGUAAGAAAAGGCCCUUACCGGGAAAUAGUGGUCCCAAGACAAAGAAAAGUAUAUCUGGGCGCUCUGAAUUUGUAAAACCUGCUGCACCAGUGACUUCACAUGCUGCCUUCAUGAAACCUUGUGAGGCAUUACUUAACCGAUUGAUGACUCAUCAGUUUGGUUGGGUUUUUAACACACCAGUUGAUGUUGUUAAAUUGAACAUUCCUGAUUAUUUCAAUGUCAUCAAACAUCCAAUGGACUUGGGUACUGUGAAGAGGAGAAUAACCUCUGGUGAAUACUCAAAUCUCAUGGAUUUUGCUGCUGAUGUGAGGCUGACUUUCUCAAAUGCAAUGACUUAUAAUCCACCUGGCAAUGAUGUACACCUCAUGGCAGAUACCCUUACUAAAAUUUUUGAAUCGAGAUGGAAGGCCAUAGAAAAGAAAAUUCCUGUUAUUGAUUGUGUCCCGUCUGAGCCUUCAAGACCUACUCGUGUGGAAACAGAAAUUUCUGACCGAGUUCUUCCCACUAAAAAGAAGAAAAUAAUGCCAAAUAAUGUCAAGCCUGAGCCUCUUAAAAAAGUAAUGACUGUAGAGGAGAAGCAUAAAUUGAGUGUGGAGUUGGAGGCCAUGCUUGGAGAGCUGCCUGAUGCUAUUGUUGAUUUCUUGAGGGAGCAAAGUUAUAAUGCAGGGCAAACCAAUGAUGAUGAAAUUGAGAUUGAUAUAGAUGCUCUUAGUGAUGAUACCCUAUUCAAACUGCGGAAGCUUCUUGAUGAUUAUUUGCUGGAGAAGCAAAGAUCCCAGGCAAAAGCUGGACAAUGUGAAAUGGAGCUUCUGAAUGAAUCAGGGUUCAGUAAUUCACCAGUGCAACCUUGCAAAGGCAAUGAACAGGUCGAGGAGGAUGUGGACAUUGUUGGUGGAAAUGAUCCUCCUAUUUCAAUUUAUCCUCCAUUAGAGAUUGAAAAAGAUGGUACUAAUCGAAACAGUAAAUGCAGUAGUUCAAGCAGCUCUAGUAGUGAAUCUGGCUCUUCAUCCAGUGAUUCAGACUCAGGUAGUUCAUCUGGUAGUGAGUUGGAUAUGGCUAAGACAUCAGAACAUCUUAGUGCUACCAAGGAAAAUGUAGGAUCUGGCUUGACCUUAGAUCAAAAUAAAGGGGAUCGUGGUAAUUCAGAAACUGAAAAGGAUUCAACAAAUGUGGGAGGCCAAGUUGAGCAGUCUUCCCAGAGUAAGCUUGUUACUUCAGAACCAGAAAGUCAUCAAGAGGGGGAGAGUGCUGCAUCUAAGAGGCAAGUCUCUCCCGAAAAGCUCUACCGUGCAGCUUUAUUAAGGAGCCGAUUUGCUGACACCAUUCUUAAAGCUCAGGAGAAAGCCCUUGAAAAGGAUGACAAGCGGGAUCCUGAAAAACUUAGGAUAGAGCGAGAAGAUCUUGAAAGGAGGCAGAAAGAAGAGAAAGCCCGGUUGCAGGCAGAGGCAAAGGCUGCAGAAGAAGCUCGGAGGAAAGCUGAAGCAGUAGCUGCAGCUGAAGCCAAGAGGAAAAGGGAACUGGAAAGAGAAGCAGCUCGUCAAGCAUUGCAAAAGAUGGAGAAAACUGUUGAUAUCAACGAGAGCAGUCAAUUUUUGGAAGAUCUUGAGAUGCUUAGUGCUGUACAUGAUGAACCUCUGCCAAGUUUCAAAGAGGAGAUAAGCGCAGAUCUACCUCAAAAUGGAUUGGGUAGGAUCAAGCUGCAGGGAAAUCCCUUAGAACAGCUAGGAUUGUAUAUAAAGGAUGAAGAUGAGGAUGAGGAGGAACUACCUUCUUGUGGUGCUGCAGGACCCUCAAAUGAUGUGGAAGAAGGAGAGAUUGACUGA
Sphenostylis stenocarpa is the source of this 2328-nucleotide messenger RNA. Lineage: Eukaryota; Viridiplantae; Streptophyta; Magnoliopsida; Fabales; Fabaceae. The record is from the annotation of a GenBank genome assembly.